Messenger RNA from Daphnia pulicaria, 447 nucleotides. RefSeq lists its product as uncharacterized. The record is from RefSeq and is a predicted model, not a curated record. Lineage: Eukaryota; Metazoa; Arthropoda; Branchiopoda; Diplostraca; Daphniidae. The coding region runs from base 1 to 447 and encodes 148 amino acids. The transcript has a single exon.
AUGGAGCGCCAGGUGAACACUUGCCGAAAUGCGUACUAUCAUCUUCGUCGCAUUUCGCGCAUUCGAAAAUUUCUGGAUGCAGCCGCCUGUAACCAGGUUGUUUGUGCCCUCGUCAUCCCGCAUCUUGACUACGGAAACUCCCUCUUCUAUGGCCUUCCGGAUUACCUUCUUGACAAACUAAAACUAGUGCAGAAUGCAGCUGUCCGUCUGGUAACUCAGACUAAGAAGCGUGAGCAAAUUACGUGCAAGCGGAAAAGUCUUCAUUGGCUCCCGAUUCUUCAGCGUGUGAUGUACAAAAUUGCUGUCUUGGCCUAUCAAUGUGUUAAUGGUACUGCCCCAUCGUAUCUGUGUAAACUUGUAUCCCCCAGGUCUGUUAAUCGUCGCCUCAGGAGUUAUAGUGAGAUCUCACGUGAUUUGGGGGUUCCGGUGAAGCUACCGGGGGCGUAA